UUGUUUCUUAUUCUCUCUACACAUGUUUCCCAUAUCUUAUAUCAGACAUGAUCGAUGCUAAUUUUGUUUAUGUUUCAGUGGAACCCUUGAGAUUAAUUGCUCAAAGGAAAUCAAAAUUCAGGGAAUUGUUGGACCUUGCACAUCGAUGGAGAAGAAAGGGCCUUCUGUUGCUGAUACUGUCAUAGGAGAGGGGAACACAACAAUAUGGAAAAUGUGUGGCCUUGACAAGAGUACGUGCUUGACUGUGUUGUUUGAUCUUUCAUCAAGUGAUCGUGCAAAUACUCCAGGUGCUGUCAACCCACAAUUGUACCUGCAGUUUCUUACAAGUUACCAGAGCCCAGAUGGUCAAUUAGUGCUUCGCGUGACAACAGUAACCAGAAGAUGGGUAGAUAGUUCUGUUAGCUCUGAGGAAUUGGUUCAAGGAUUUGACCAAGAAACUGCUGCAGUGGUAAUGGCUAGAUUUGCUUCUCUGAAAAUGGAGACAGAGGAAACAUUUGAUGCCACACGGUGGUUGGAUAGGUUCCUCAUUCGCCUCUGUUCUAAAUUUGGGGACUACCGCAAAGACGAUCCAUCAUCACUUACAUUAAACCCAUCAUUUUCUCUUUUCCCCCAGUUUAUGUUCAAUCUGCGACGCUCACAGUUUGUACAGGUUUUUAACAACAGUCCAGAUGAGACUGCAUACUUCCGCAUGUUGUUAAACCGGGAAAAUAUUAGUAAUGCAGCUGUCAUGAUUCAGCCAUCUCUAAUAUCGUAUUCAUUUAAUUCACUGCCUGCACCAGCAUUGUUGGAUGUCGCUUCCAUUGCUGCAGACCGGAUUCUGUUGCUAGAUUCAUAUUUUAGUGUGGUUAUUUUUCAUGGGAUGACAAUAGCUCAAUGGCGCAACUUGGGAUACCAGAACCAACCAGAACACCAGGCCUUUGCGCAACUAUUACGAGCUCCACAAGAUGAUGCCCAAGCGGUUAUUAGAGAUCGGUUCCCUGUUCCUAGAUUGGUAGUGUGUGAUCAACAUGGUUCCCAGGCUAGAUUUUUAUUAGCAAAGCUGAAUCCCUCAGCAACAUAUAAUAAUGCGCACGAGAUGGCUGCUGGUUCUGAUGUAAUCUUUACUGAUGAUGUUAGUCUUCAAGUUUUCUUUGAGCAUCUGCAAAGGCUGGCUGUCCAAUCUUGAGGGCAGAUAAUAGGAGAGAUUGACAGUUUAUGGAUUCUAGACUUUGGUUUGGGAAUUCACCAAUGAUGUGUGUCCUGCAUUAUGCUGUUGCAUUCAGUUAUUUUUCCUUUCUUUCCUUUGUUCUUAACCAAGAGAAGAUCCGAGCCUGCGUGAAUUGAAGAAUAAGGGAAGCAAGACCUGAAACAUGAUUCUUUAGGUUUCUGGUCGAAUUUUGUUUAUUGGAGAAAAUAAAUGAUUCAAAAGUACGUUGAGUUUGGGUAUUGCGGAAAGAAAGGAUAGGAAAUCAGAGUUAAGAACUGCCUCUGCUACAGCAGCAUAGCAAAUGAGGGAGAUAUUUUUGUUUUAUAUUUUUCCUAUUUGUUUUGGCCCAGAUAUUUAAUUUUUGGGUUCCUCAUCUGGAUUAGUUCACAUAGUGGUUUUACUUUUACAUACUCCCUAGGUUUGCUAAAGGCAUUUUGUCAUGUCAUUGGAGUUUGAUAUCAGUCAUUCUCUCUUUACACUGUCUUGUACUGUAUAUUGUGAAGUAAGCAUACAGGACUCAUCAUGGUGAAACAGACACUGUUGUGCGUGGCGCUUUUUUUUUUUU
Cicer arietinum (chickpea) is the source of this 1751-nucleotide messenger RNA. Its product is annotated as protein transport protein SEC23 B-like. Gene Ontology annotation, molecular function: GTPase activator activity. Lineage: Eukaryota; Viridiplantae; Streptophyta; Magnoliopsida; Fabales; Fabaceae. The record is from RefSeq and is a predicted model, not a curated record. Gene Ontology annotation, cellular component: COPII vesicle coat; endoplasmic reticulum exit site. Gene Ontology annotation, biological process: endoplasmic reticulum to Golgi vesicle-mediated transport; COPII-coated vesicle budding; intracellular protein transport.